Molecule: messenger RNA, 3409 nt
Organism: Homo sapiens (human)
Lineage: Eukaryota; Metazoa; Chordata; Mammalia; Primates; Hominidae
Gene: HSPA12B
Product: heat shock protein family A (Hsp70) member 12B
Exons: 13
Coding region: 128-1540 (470 amino acids)
Source: RefSeq, a predicted model, not a curated record
AGGGCCGGGCGCACGUCGAGGGCUGCGGCCGCCGCAGCGGGCACGGCCAACGAGCUGCGGGCCCGGGAUCGCGGCGGCUGGACGGGGCUGGAGCUGUCGGGAGGGCGGAGCUACAGGGCCUGCAAGGAUGUUGGCUGUCCCGGAGAUGGGCCUGCAGGGGCUGUACAUCGGCUCCAGCCCGGAGCGGUCCCCAGUGCCUAGCCCACCCGGCUCCCCGAGGACCCAGGAAAGCUGCGGCAUUGCCCCCCUCACACCCUCGCAGUCUCCAAAACCCGAGGUCCGAGCCCCCCAGCAGGCCUCCUUCUCUGUGGUGGUGGCCAUUGACUUCGGCACCACGUCUAGUGGCUAUGCUUUCAGCUUUGCCAGUGACCCUGAGGCCAUCCACAUGAUGAGGAAAUGGGAGGGCGGAGACCCGGGCGUGGCCCACCAGAAGACCCCGACCUGCCUGCUGCUGACUCCGGAGGGCGCCUUCCACAGCUUUGGCUACACCGCCCGCGAUUACUACCAUGACCUGGACCCCGAAGAGGCGCGGGACUGGCUCUACUUCGAGAAGUUCAAGAUGAAGAUCCACAGCGCCACGGAUCUCACCUUGAAGACCCAGCUAGAGGCAGUAAAUGGAAAGACGAUGCCCGCCCUGGAGGUGUUCGCCCAUGCCCUGCGCUUCUUCAGGGAGCACGCCCUUCAGGAGCUGAGGGAGCAGAGCCCAUCGCUGCCAGAGAAGGACACUGUGCGCUGGGUGUUGACGGUGCCUGCCAUCUGGAAACAGCCAGCCAAGCAGUUCAUGCGGGAGGCUGCCUACCUGGCUGGACUAGUGUCCCGAGAGAAUGCAGAGCAGCUACUCAUCGCCCUGGAGCCCGAGGCCGCCUCGGUAUACUGCCGCAAGCUGCGCCUGCACCAGCUCCUGGACCUGAGUGGCCGGGCCCCAGGUGGUGGGCGCCUGGGUGAGCGCCGCUCCAUCGACUCCAGCUUCCGUCAGGCUCGGGAGCAGCUGCGAAGGUCCCGCCACAGCCGCACGUUCCUGGUGGAGUCAGGCGUAGGAGAGCUGUGGGCAGAGAUGCAAGCAGGAGACCGCUACGUGGUGGCCGACUGCGGCGGAGGCACCGUGGACCUGACGGUGCACCAGCUGGAGCAGCCCCAUGGCACCCUCAAGGAGCUCUACAAGGCAUCUGGGGGCCCUUAUGGCGCGGUGGGCGUGGACCUGGCCUUCGAGCAGCUGCUGUGCCGCAUCUUCGGCGAGGACUUCAUCGCCACCUUCAAAAGGCAACGGCCGGCAGCCUGGGUAGAUCUGACCAUCGCCUUCGAGGCUCGCAAGCGCACUGCUGGCCCACACCGUGCAGGGGCGCUCAACAUCUCGCUGCCCUUCUCCUUCAUUGACUUCUACCGCAAGCAGCGGGGCCACAACGUGGAGACCGCUCUGCGCAGGAGCAGCGUGAACUUCGUGAAGUGGUCCUCACAGGGGAUGCUCCGAAUGUCUUGUGAAGCCAUGAACGAGCUCUUUCAGCCCACCGUCAGCGGGAUCAUCCAGCACAUAGGUGUUUAAUACGUGUAAAAUGCAUAUCCUUAUCUCUCGUCCUCCACGUCGUGGUGGGAGAGAAGUGGGGAGCGUGAGUGUUGGGGAGGCGAAGCCCUCGAGGACUCCCGUGAGCUCUCAAAGAAAGUGCUCAAAUGGCUACUUUCUAGUCGCCAGGUAGGUACAGGCUAGGGAGGGGAGGCGCCGGUGGCCGCCUAGUGGUGGCCUCAGUGGCUCUCUCUCCCCCGCCCCUUCUCCUCUGCCCCCUUCACCCGCGUCCCCCCGUCCUGUCCCGCAGAGGCCCUGCUGGCACGGCCGGAGGUGCAGGGUGUGAAGCUGCUGUUCCUAGUGGGCGGCUUCGCCGAGUCAGCGGUGCUGCAGCACGCGGUGCAGGCGGCGCUGGGCGCCCGCGGUCUGCGUGUCGUGGUCCCGCACGACGUGGGCCUCACCAUCCUCAAAGGCGCGGUGCUGUUCGGCCAGGCGCCGGGCGUGGUGCGGGUCCGCCGCUCGCCGCUCACCUAUGGCGUGGGCGUGCUCAACCGCUUUGUGCCUGGGCGCCACCCGCCCGAAAAGCUGCUGGUUCGCGACGGCCGCCGCUGGUGCACCGACGUCUUCGAGCGCUUCGUGGCCGCCGAGCAGUCGGUGGCCCUGGGCGAGGAGGUGCGGCGCAGCUACUGCCCGGCGCGUCCCGGCCAGCGGCGCGUACUCAUCAACCUGUACUGCUGCGCGGCAGAGGAUGCGCGCUUCAUCACCGACCCCGGCGUGCGCAAAUGCGGCGCGCUCAGCCUCGAGCUUGAGCCCGCCGACUGCGGCCAGGACACCGCCGGCGCGCCUCCCGGCCGCCGCGAGAUCCGCGCCGCCAUGCAGUUUGGCGACACCGAAAUUAAGGUCACCGCCGUCGACGUCAGCACCAAUCGCUCCGUGCGCGCGUCCAUCGACUUUCUUUCCAACUGAGGGCGCGCCGGCGCGGUGCCAGCGCCGUCUGCCCGGCCCCGCCCUCUUUCGGUUCAGGGGCCUGCGGAGCGGGUUGGGGCGGGGGAAACGAUAGUUCUGCAGUCUGCGCCUUUCCACGCCCUCCAGCCCCGGGGGAGAUAAGGUCAUGGGAGAGUGGGUGGGGACACACCCAGAGACUGGCUUUGGGAUUGGGCACUGGUCCGCUGACUGCCAGGCUGAAGGGACCCGCCAAGGACUGAACGGGUAAGAGAAGAGGUUUGCAAGACAGAGCGCGCAGCCCGGCAAGGGGCAUGUGACCCCGAAGGAAGAACGCAACAGAAGAGUCCUGGUCUGAACUUGGCCGAGUAGGGGUGGGGGUGGGAUGGCAGGAGGAGCCGCAGGAGGAAGGAGGUUGUGCAGGGUCUGGACCUGCAGGGCUGAAGUUCACUCAUCGACCGACUCAGCCCCAACCGGGAGCCAGGCAGAAAAACCCUGUGCCGUAGGAAAGUGACUGGAAGUGGACUCCAGAGGGACAGGUGUGGUGGCACAGUCCUGGUGUGGUGCUGACCACCCAAAUAUGACUGUGAAUUGUGGAAAGGGCAGUAGAUCUCUAAUGUGGAGGUGGGAACAUUAUUGUGGUGGAGGCAAUUAUGAGGGUAGCAUUUCUUUCGAGACAAAACACCCGUCUGGGAAGGCCCCAAGGUCAGCUUAUGAAGGACCCCACUUGCACCCCACCCCAGCCAUGGAAGAGCAGCUGGAGGGUGGAUGGGGAGGCCAGAGGGAGCAAUGAGGGGUGGUCCCAGCUCUGCUAUUGACUCGGUAUGCCUUUAGGACAUUCUCUUACCGCUCAUGGGCCUCAGUUUCCUAAAGUGUGAAAUGUCAGGCACUUCCCUCUAACUGGCAUGCAACAGCCCCACCUGCCUGAGAGCCCUGAGGUGACAAUAAAACAUUUAUGCUCAAGGGGAA